UCACUGCGACGUCGUUAUCGAUCUCUUAACCGCGUGUUACAACAGAAAGCCCCGAAAAGCUCUAGUACACGGUCGGCGGUGGUGUUUGUGCCAAAAUUUGCAAAGUCGUCUUCUGCACUGCAGCGCACUCGACAAUGGUUGCUGUCCGCUCGGAAAAGAGCGUAUGUGUCUCGUCAUAAAAAUCGCUUUGGACGUUCCUCCUCGGUUUGCAGAUUACCUCGCUAUUUUAGUGCGGGGUUGUGAUGUGGUUGACUGGAGGGGGGUGCGCGGGGGGCAGCUAGCGGCGUGGGAGCCCCCCGGCCCCAGCAUGACGCGCGCUAGAGAAUGAAGAAGCAAAACGUUCGCACGCUAUCUCUUAUCGUUUGCACCUUCACGUACCUGCUGAUCGGCGCCGCCGUCUUCGACGCUCUUGAAUCUAAAACCGAAAAUCAACGCAAAGUCGUCCUGCAAGAAAUCCAAGCAAUAGUUAGAAGAAAAUACAACAUAAGCGACGAAGAUUUCAGGAUAAUGGAAACUGUCGUCCUGAAAUCUGAGCCGCAUAGAGCCGGCCAACAAUGGAAAUUCACUGGAGCCUUCUACUACGCGACUACUGUUCUAACCACGAUAGGUUACGGCCACUCUACACCCAGCACCAUUGCGGGGAAGCUGUUCACCAUGUGUUACGCUAUGAUAGGGAUACCGCUAGGACUCGUCAUGUUCCAGAGCAUAGGCGAGAGGGUCAACAAGCUAAGCAGUGUGAUAAUUCGGUCCGUGAAGUCUUCCUUGCACUGCCGACAAACAGCAGCCUCCGAGCUGGACCUCAUCUGUGUCGUAACAACGCUGAGUUCGUUGACGAUAGCUGGUGGUGCUGCCGCCUUCUCGCGUUACGAAGGCUGGAGCUACUUCGACUCCGUUUAUUAUUGCUUCAUCACACUCACUACUAUAGGAUUCGGUGACAUGGUAGCACUCCAAAAAGACAAUGCUCUCAGUAAAAAACCGGAGUAUGUCAUGUUUGCACUCAUCUUCAUCCUCUUUGGCUUGGCCAUUGUGGCGGCUUCACUGAACUUGCUCGUUCUUCGCUUCGUCACGAUGAACACGGAAGACGAGAGGCGGGACGAGGCGCAAGCCAUGCAGGCUCUGGCUGGCGCCGUGAGACUCGAAGGCGACGUCAUCACGGCCAAUGGCUCGAUUCUGAGCGGCCAAAUGGGCCAUCACUGUACAGAAACCACCUCCCUAGACGCUGAUGAUACCUCCGUGUGUUCUUGUCAUUGUGGCUGUUUUACUUCUAAUAGUAGGCACAGGUCGCUUUCCAGGUUCACAGUACGAAGGUCUCCCACGCAAAUCGGGCAUUUGCUCCCCGUUCUGCCAAUGCAUGAGCUUCAUCUUCCCCAAGGGAAAAUAUUGCCCCCACCGGCGAUAUACCCCAACCAUAGGGCUUCGAUAUGAUUUCCUGGGGCAUAAGCCUACAUGUUCAAUGUGAUACGUAAAAACUAGAUAAAAGUAAUCAAUUCGAACGAAACGUUAGUGGUUUUUAAUCAUCGAUUGUGUGUAAAGAUGAGAGUCGUCUCAUUUUAUGAAACAAUAACCAUAUAAUCGCACUAACUGAAACGUCUUAUGAAACAAGUAUGAAAGCACAAAUCGAUAUUUUUUCUUAAGGAUUAUUUCUAUGAUUUACGUGUUUCUCACAAUCAGUGAAUUUGUUGGAAGCGCAGUUUGUAUACAAAUUGAUGUGAUUUCGAUGUAAAUGCCAGCUCCUAGUUUCAUCCCCGAGAAGGUAUCCGUUGUCUUUUCCAUUAUUGUAGCGUGAUACUUUGGACACACACAAAGUUAUUAUACGGGUUGAGAGUCACCCACGAAAUUUGGGAUCAAAGUAACGUAGUUGCCAAAUUUAUCUCGUUUCUUAUACACUUUUGAAAACUUCCAAUAUCUAAUAAUAUCGAGUUACUAAGCCCUCAAAUCUUCCAUGAUUUAUCAAAUGUUAAAUGUCCACGUUUCAUAUCUGACGGCGAAUGCAACUUUUGACUGUUGUUAAGCGGAAAUUAAAUUACAGUUCGUUAUCAUUUGCUUCGUCGAGAAUUCUUACAUCUGCUUCUAUCAAACUUUCGUUGACUCGAAGGGAACAUAAGUAGCGUUACUGUUACUAAACUAAAACGUUUCUAAAUAGUUUUCAAAAGUGUGAACAAUAAGUAAAUGUUCUUCCGUUUCCUUGAAACAGUUGCUUCUAUUACUUGCCAAAAACCGACACUAGAUAAGUGGUGCUUCCUGAACAAUGCUAUUUACCGCACUGAGCUUAAGGGCCUCUGAAACACCCUUAAUAAAUGUUAAAAAUCUGCUCAAGUACCAUUGCAGUAUUGUUUGGUUCGAAUACUCAGUAUUAGCAUCGCAAGAUGGACUAACGUAAGGACACACUGGGCAGAUUUUCAAAGUGCAUUGUAAAUAACCAGACUGCAUUGUACAUAAUCCGAGUACUGAUUUAGUCAUUUUUGAAAACUUAGUCUUGAUUUGAGAUUGUACGUAGACUUUUGAUAAAAAUUGUUUUAAAGAAAGAACAUGUCUAAUCGAUAAAUUUCCAUGAUGGUUAUGAAUUUUAGGCCUAACAUUAACAUAACAGUAUUGCGUAGAUUUUACACUUUUACCACAAAACGUUGAAUAUGAUAUAGACAUAGAGUACAUUUCUAAAUUUUAAUCGAGGUCAUUUUAAUAAAGAGUUGUUCUUUCUGUUAAAACUUAUGUAAGUAAUGUAUAAUUUUUGAAUCAUAGUAUGUAAUUAUACUUAAAAAAUGUGUCAACCAUUUGAAAUGUUACCUAUUAAUUAAGCUUGUUUUUAUUGAAAAAUUGUAACUGCUGAACGGUUUAGAUAGGUUCAAGUUGCUGUAAAUACCACAUAAAAAUGACAAAGAAUAGGUUGUAAAGGUGUACGUAUACAUAGUCUUUCCGCCAAAUCACUGUCGAUAAUUAUUUUUCGAAUUAUAUCACCGAACACUUUACUAAAUACCCAUAGGCUAACAUUUCCACACUUCUACUGAUGAAAUAGAUUUAUGUAAAAAUUGUCAUCUAGUUUUUUAAUGUCAGUGUUUGCAUGUUGAACAGAUAGAUUUACCUCACAGAGCAAGAUAAAACUGCGCUUUUCUUCAUUUCUUGUCUUAUUAUUUUUCGACUGUCAUUGUGAUGCUAAAAACGAGCGUUAAAAAGGACCAUGUGUAAAUAAACUUUUACUAAACCAAAGAAUAUUUCUAACGGACGAUUACGAAAAAAUAGAACAGGCCGAUGCCAUAAUACUACUAUUAACUAUCCAUAAAGAUUAACAAUAAAAUAAUGAGUCACUUAAUACAAAUGAAUUGAAAUCUAUCUAAACUUUUAAGAAACUAUCUAUACUGAUAAAAAUUGUAAAUAAUUUUUAAUAAAGAAAACUGAUGACAUGUAUGCAUUAAAACCACAUGUGUACUGCCAAAUAUAAAUUUGUUUUUAUUAAAAACUAAAAAGUA
Molecule: messenger RNA, 3464 nt
Organism: Tribolium castaneum (red flour beetle)
Lineage: Eukaryota; Metazoa; Arthropoda; Insecta; Coleoptera; Tenebrionidae
Gene: Task6
Product: TWIK-related acid-sensitive K[+] channel 6
Exons: 7
Coding region: 325-1425 (366 amino acids)
Biological process (GO): stabilization of membrane potential; potassium ion transmembrane transport
Cellular component (GO): plasma membrane
Molecular function (GO): potassium ion leak channel activity; outward rectifier potassium channel activity
Source: RefSeq, a predicted model, not a curated record